This is a messenger RNA of Xyrichtys novacula (pearly razorfish), 9188 nucleotides long. The record is from the annotation of a GenBank genome assembly. Lineage: Eukaryota; Metazoa; Chordata; Actinopteri; Labriformes; Labridae.
UCGCUUAGUCUGGAUCUGAACAACUUCUCCUUACAAGCAUCACUCGCUCCCUCUCUCUCUUUUUUCUCCCUCCCUCUCUUUUUUUUCUCUCUCUCUCUCCCUGCCGGCCUCAUUUGCUCCGUUUCUCCCUCGUCCUCUUCGCUCCCGUCUCUCCUCUGACCGUCAGUCCGUCAGCAUGCAGGUGUCUCCGGCUCUCCUAGUCUCCAGCUCCCCGCCGCUGCUGCUGCUGCUGCUGCUGCUGCAGGGAUGCUGCAGCGCCGCCGGGAAGGAGUGGAGGGUAUUAAACAACGACGGCACGGAGAUUUUACCGGAGUUCAGAGAAAACAGCGGGACACCACGGGAGGCGAUAGUACAGGCGAAUAACGGCGGCAACAAUAUCAACAACAACAGCAACAGCAACAGCAACAGCAUGAACAACAGGCCGAACAGCAACAGGGGGCCAAACUCUUUCCCAUACAGUAAGUAGUUUAAUUCAGCUUCAUAUUGGAUAAAUCUGAUAAAAAUACAGGUAACACGGUUCAGGUAGGACAACUGAAUAAUAGUUAAUCAAUAUUAUUUAGAAUAUUAGAAGUAUUUAUUGGAAAAGUGUUGCAUUUAGAGCAGUUUAAGGUCGAUCUAAUGUGGGUUUAAGUCACAGGUAGCUCUGAAAUUUACACAUUUUUACACAUAAGUCUAAUUUAUUUGGUCAAAACUUACAUUUUCAUGUUAAAGUUUUUCACAACAGGUAUAUUUCACUCUUAAGAUAAACAUUUUAGCCAGUUUUGGACGGUAUUCGGCAUUUUCACGUCUAGACUGUACAGCUAAACCCACAAAUGACGAUAAAAGUCAUGUUUGAUAGAUUUAUACUGGAUUUAAAUUUGAGACGAAAUCCUAAAUAUCAAAUUAAAGGUCACUUAGCAUCAAUUAUUCGUAUGAAACAGGUCAGAUGUACUGUGUAGCCCUUUAUUGCCUUUGGUAUCAUAUUUCUGUCAAACUAACAUGAUCAAGAAAUUACUAAAAAAAUCCCCUUAAUACAGUCCAAUAAAUGAUCAAAAUGUUCUCUUGUGGUUUAUCAGUUUAUCCAAAAACAUCUAAUGUAUCAAACCAGAUAAUUAAACAUAUUCGGUAAAUUUUAAGGCCAUUGUGAUUAUUUGAAAUAAACAUUUAAGCUGCAAAAAAAUGUGAAUUUUCAUGUCAUAAUUUGUGUUUUCAGGCAUUAAAGGGUUAACCUCUUUUAAAAAAAUCAGUUCUUGACUUUAUUAGAUCGGACAACUCGAGAAAAACUGGCAGAAAGAGAAGAAAAAGAUUCGCACCAAACUGAGAAUCGAUCCUGGGACCAGUGCGGUCUUUCACUGGCAUCUGAUCCUGACCCUUCAGGUCCCCUAAAGUGACUCCAAAACCUGCCUCUCCGCUCUGCUGUGUUUCCUCACACUCCCUGAUUAGAGCGGCUCUAUCGAGUGUGUGACGACUCUUUUCCUUUUUUUCAUCCGCUGCCAGAGCCGAGUGUGAUGAGAGCGACGCCGCAGACGCGCAUUCUUGUGGUUUCUCCCUCUCCGCGAUGUGAAGUGGAGCGCUCUCGGUGCCGUCAGAGCUUUUUUCGCGUUGUCUUCCGCGUUAUUUCCUCCUCUCUUUACACUAUUAGUCAAGCUCUACUUACGUUAUAACUAUUUGAUUGCAACAACAUGUCCUCCCGAAAAGAAAAAGCCCCACAGUUUGAGUGUCUUUUGGGGUUUGUUGGAAAUUGCUUUUUAAAUGCAACACUGCUUUUGUGAUGAUUCCCACCUGUGGACACUAGAGGUUCUGAUUGAGGAGUUAUGCGUGUAGGAUAAUCUCACGGCUCGCUCUCAUGGAUUCAAGAUGGGUGGUGGCGCAAGAUUCUCACAGUUUAAUCAUGGACACUCAGAGAGAUUAGGAGGUGGGGGUGAUUGAUUAGAUUAAAGGAGGAACGGCUGAUGGGGAUAUUAGCAAAUCAAGAUGUGUGAGUGGGAGUGAUUUACCACAACAAAUCCACCCGUUUAAGAAGAUGAAAAGAUCCAGUGAUGGAGUUUUUAUUGUGUUUUUCAAGUGGAAAUUCGCCAUCAAGAGCCUUCAAUACAUUUUCAAUCAAAAGAAAAUAAAUAGAGACUGCGUUAAACGCUGGAGAUCAGGCAUUGCAGGAAUUUUAUCCCCAUUAGUCGCCAAAAAAGGGCUGGAAAACACAAGCCCUUGUUUUCACUGGGAUAAGCAGCAUAUGUGUUCAGUUUUUCACCAAAUCUCCUGGAUUAUUUCCUCAUCCAAUACUCAGUUUUCAUCCUUGGAUGGUUUAUCAGGGUCCCUGUGGGGUCCUGGCCCUCCUCCGAAGACUUGUUUGAGGGGCGGAGGGAGCUCUUACAACUCGACAGUAGUCAAAAGAAAACAGAAAACACUGCUGAAAAGAGAGAUUGGACGAGACAAGCGAACUAUUUGUGAUGAAGUUGUGAUUGAUGUAGGAAAAAAAAGCUGCCCAGUGUGUGUUUUGUGUACUCAUGUGGUCCCUUUAGCGGCGGCUGCAGAAUAACACCAGAUCAAGUUCUCAUGUGGAGGAAAAAAAAAGGAAGUCACCUCACAUAAAUCCUUUGUUCAGCCCUUUUUGCAAAGAAAGCCACAGAGGAAAACAGAUCCCUUCUCUGAGUGUAUCAUUUCUUAACCGACCGUUCCUUUUUGUCGUCUUUUUUACACGCCGCUUGUAAAAAAAAAAAAACAACAACACUGCAUAAUAACUCAUGCAUUCGGCUGUUUGGGAGCUGUGGCUGAAACGCGGGAUUACAGGCUGGAGAGUGUUGUCUUAAAUCAGUCUGGCUCAGGUCCAGUUUGCUGUGAAUUGUACAGUUGCUGCGCUGCCUUAAAAUAACCAGACAGCUAUUUACUCCUCCAUCACCGCAUACAUUUCCUGAGGGCCAAAAGCUGAAUGCCAGUUUUUCUCUUCCAGCACAAAAAAAAAAAAAAAAAAACUCCAUUAGGUUUGAUUGAGCUGUUUAAUGGCCCUCUGGUCUGGAUUUGCUAUCAGCUGAUUGCUGCCAGCUGGAUUUCUUAGUCAAGGCCCGUCAUCGGCAAACGAUCGCACCAUGAAUCAAAUUCAGAAACUCCGAUCUGACCUUAAGUCUCGACUCAAAUGCAGAAAUUGCUUAUAAAAACACGAUAACUGAUGUUUUUUUUUUCAAUGAGAUGUCAGGAUUAAAUGAAACUGAUCUGAUCUCGUGUCUUUACUCAAAUGCAGAAAAUUGUGCUGCACAUUUUUCGGGUGCAAUUUUGUGUUUCUUGCAACGCGUCAAAUUUACUAUCAGCUGAGUGUUUCCAGCUGGGUUUCUUUGUUAAGCCCUUUUACUGACUAAAAGUCACGACAGGACUCAAAUUCAGAAACUCCGCUCUGACCAUGUUGUCCUCAUGAAAAUGUAGAAACUAUUCUGAUGGGUCGAUCUGGGUGGGGUGCAUUUUUCAGGUGCAUUGUUGAGUUUCAAAAUUUGUUGACAGCAGUGUUGCUUGACAAGUCUUCAUCUGUUCAAUGUUAGAAUAACCUAAAUCCAAGUUUGAAAUCUAAAAGCAGUUUGAUGAGAAUCGAACUUUAAACCACAUAUUUUUAUUUACACUCAGAAUCUUUUAGCGCAUUUUCAGAUGCAACGUCAUGCUUAAAAAUGCACUGAGUCACCCAUCAGCUGAUGUCUACCACUUACUUUCAUCAGCUGUCUGCACCAUGAACUCAACUUUGAAAGUUACCUAAAUGCAGGUUUUUAAAACGAUUCUCUUUUAUGGAGCGCAUUUUUUGGCGCAAUUUUCUGUUUCCUGUUCUCUCUGAUUUGCCAUCAGCUGAUCUGGACCCCCCCCCCUCCCCCCUUUUAAUUAAAUUCCAACAUCCUUGUUUGUUUAAAGUCCUAAGCGUUAAAUUCCAACCUUAGCUACAGAAAGUUGAGCAUUUAAAGGCGCAUUUUCAGGUGCAUUGUUGAGUUUUGUUUUAUAAGUCUUUAACUGGUCUGAUAACCUGUUAGAUGUUAGAAUAACCUAAAUCCAAGUUUGAGACAUAAAAGCAAAGUUUGUUAAAAGUUGAACUUUAAACCACAUAUUUUUAUUUGCACUCAGAAUCUUUCAGCGCAUUUUCAGAUGCAACGUCAUGCAUAAAAAUGCACCGACUCACCCAUCAGCUGACUUCACUUUCAUCAGCUGUCCACACCAUGAAUUCAACUUUGAAAGUUUCCUAAAUGCAGGUUUUUAAACAAUUCUCUUUUAUGAAGCGCAUUAUUUGGCGCAAUUCUCUGUUUCCUCUUCUCUCUGAUUUGCCAUCAGUUGAUCUGGAUCCCCCUUUGAAUUAAAUUCUGACAUCCUUGUUUGUUUAAAGUCUGAAGCGUUAAAUUCCAACCUUAGCUACAGAAAGUGGAGCAUUUAAAGGCGCAUUUUCAGGUGCAUUUUUAUGUUUAUAGUGUGUCACAUUGGCUGUAAUGUAUUCCUGCCGACUGUGACACCCCUUGAAUCAAACUCUGGGCUGUACUGCUCUUGGAUCACAAACUGAAACUCUGGUUUGAUUUAAAGAUUUCAGGGAAAUUCCUGGAUGAAAACUUCGGCUUCAUCCUCUCAGGUGUGAUUUUGUGUUUCGUAACACGUGAGAUUUGUCGACUGAUAACCGACUCUUUGUUCAAAACGUGAAUAAAUAUAAAAAUGUUGCUUUGGUUUUAAGUCCUGUUUUAAAUUUCAAUAUUGCUGCAGUAAGUUGAGCUCAUAAGAGUGCAUUUUUGGGUGCAUUUCUUUCACUAACAUCAGAAUUACACUUCCAGUUCUAGUUUUUCCUGGCUGAUGUUGUUUGACUUUAAAAACCAUAUGAGGUGAUGUCAACAUAGGGAAUGAGGGAAAUGAUCAGUAACCUGAAUUAGACGCAGCUGCAGUCUUGAAGCAGUUAACCUGCAGGAUGUCUGCUCCAAUACGCGGCACUUCAAAGUGUUUGUUUUGGGCUACAGCCACGAGUGUAACUGUGAUAUCCUGCUCUUCCACCCAGGUGCCUCGGAGCUGAGCUGCAGGGAGCUGCGCUCCACCCGCUACAUCACUGAUGGAUCCUGCCGCAGCGCCAAGCCUGUCAAAGAGCUGCUGUGCUCGGGUCAGUGCAUGCCCUCGCACCUCAUGCCCAACUCCAUCGCUCGCGGCAAGUGGUGGAGGAAUAACGCGUCAGAAUACCGCUGCAUCCCGGCCCACUCCCGGACACGGAGGGUCCAGCUGCACUGUCCCAACGGCAACACUCGGACUUACAAAAUACGCGUGGUCACCUCCUGCAAGUGCAAGCGAUUCAGGCCUCAUCAUAACCAGUCGAUGGCGAAGGAGGUCCCCAAGAGGCCGCGCAAUAAGAAGCUGAGCCGCUCGCCUCAGGACCGGAGCAAGAAUAACUCUCCUUUGAUUGGGAACUCGUACUGAUGCUCCUCUUUUGCAUCCAAGGACUGACACCAAAGGACACUCACACACACACACGCACACGCUACACGACACACCACCCAACAUGUCUCCUUCAGAUACAGAGGAGAUGCAAGAGACAUUUCCGAGAGAGCGAAUUCAUAAGCUAACUGCUGGGCUGGUUUACGUCAUCAGUCUUCAUUUUCAGCCACCUGUCAGCGUAUUUGUGAACUUUGCUUUUUGCAUGACUCACUGCCAGGGCUUGCCACGGCUUGGACUGGUCAGGAAAUGUAGCAACAAGUUGGACGACAGAAUACCUGAUCGCCCCCGCAGCUCCAAACCUCCUUGACCCUGGGUUUGCCUUCCACUUUAACAGAUUUCUUUAAGCAUAAUGAGAAGUCCUUCCUGAAAUAUCAAAGCCAUCUGUACAAACAUCCAGCGGAUGCAAAAACUACACUGCAGCGUUGUUUAAAGCUGAAAAGGUGUCUCUCCACUCCAAAGUGGUUGUAAUCCGUCUCCUUUUGGCCGUGUGGAGGAGAUGGUGGCACCUCUGGGGGCUCCGACGAUUGGAUGUUGACAGGUUUGAGAGGCCCUGGCUUGUGCGGUGGUCCAGGCGGCGCUCUGACAGCCCACUAAAGGCUUCACUCAUCGGGACGCUCCAACCGUAAACUCCUCUCUCUGCUCUGUACAGUAGCGACUUUCCCACGAGUACAUCCUCCGAGUCAGGGGGAGAAAGAUACGAGGGGAGAAAGCAGAUUUGGCGGUAAUACGAUGUGGUCACUGCGCAGCAGAGGUGGUAAAAGUACACAAGAAGUAUUUGUAUCAAACUGAUCAAACUACUUACGAAAAACCUGCUCCUGUCGGCCGAUACUCAAGAGAUUAUUAAGAUUCUUAUUUACAUGUUUGUGUUUUAAAAUGUGUCGUGAAAUGAAAAGAAAAAAACAGUUCAGAUCCUUCAAAUGUUUCCUGUCUAGAGCUGCUCAGACUCUCUGCGCAGGUUAAAACUUCGAUCACUGACAUGGAACAGACUGUGACUGUGUGUAGAGAUCACGUCACACAGGGCAGGUGUGUAUAUGUCUAUAAUCAGCUGGUCCUGAUCCUUCAUCUGACGCCUUUGAAACCCCUGUAGUGCUAGUUCAGGCAGGCCAGGCAGUCAAGCUCAGUCCCGGCUACAUCAGCUGAUACUUACACCUGCCUAUACCAGCUGAUUGAUUACCCGUCAGGCAUCAAUUUAGCAAAUGUCCAAAUGAACUCAGUCUGUAAGAAUGUUUGAUUUUGUUAAUAAGCAGCUUUAUUAUGUUGUUUUGAUUGGAUAAAAAAACAUCCAGAGGAAUAAUUGAUAUCGUCAAAUACUCUCUUGUGCAUCUCUAAUUUUUAAAUAUCAGAUGUGAAAAGUGAAGGUUCUAAAAUUCACUCAUAAUAAAAGGUAAAAGUAGACCUCAACCAGCUGCUUCUAUGCAAAGAUACUAUUUAUUAAAACACAAUAUAUUUAGAGUUUUAAAUCACUUAAAUCCAGUGUGGAAAUCAGAUGAGUAUUUUUUACAAUCUUCACAUCUACAAGUUUUCCCUGUAAAUUAGAAAUUCACUCCCGACGUCUCUCCUCCUCACUCGAUUUCCUUUUAUCAACUCCUUCUGGUAGUUUUGUUCACACUAACUUUGUCACACAUGAUGUCCUCAGAUGAAGUUCUAGUCUGGAUUUCUGCUUGUUGUUGGAUCCUUUCAGGUUCAGGUCAGUCUAGAUGUUUCGGGGACUGGUGCUUUUAAAACAGUCGACCUGAAGCAUCAAACCUUUUUUUAAUACGGCAGGAAGAGCGAAAUAAAGAUAUGUGGGUGAAAAUGAUGGGAUAAAAGCUGUAAGUGGGCAGGUUUGCUCCAGACUGUGUCUUCUCCUGGGCAGUAUUUCACGCUUGUCUGUUCUUAUCUGUCAAAUUAACACAAACCUGCAAGUUUCUGCGGUGAAGGAUAAACAAGGAUGAUGCAGUGAUUUACUUAAGCUGUAAGAAAACUCAAACACUUCGUGACUUCCCACCUCUGCUCUGCAGUCGACUGAUUCACCAAAAUCGACCCGUGUUGUGUUAGUUAUCUCAAAAAAGCCUUUCUGCUUGAGAGAGCCUGUUCCUGUUCCCUGAAAUCACACUCCAGAAAGCGCACAAGUGUGUAGGAGGCGACAGAAAGUGAUGCGUGGUUGUGUGGUGUCACCUAAGGGCAGAGCAUUCUCCAGAACACCCACACCGGAAUUUCUUCAGCAGAGCGCCAAAUAGAGCAGCGAUCAAGAAAUCCACGCCGCAGGAUUCAGUACACCUCCGCUCUCUGCUCCCCACGCUCAGACAGGAAACAGAGGAGCAGAAAUAACCCGAAUGAAAACAAGAAUUCAGGUUUUAUCAUCGGACAGACUGAUAAAAUCCAGCAGGAAGAGGAAGCGGCGAUACUCAGACGACUCGACCUCCUUCCUCUCUUGACUCUGUGCUUCAUGAAGAAUAUCCACAGCGGUUGUUUCCGCAGAUUGUCAGCACGCCGGUGUUUUUCCCGCUCUUAUUGCUUCAUUUUUUUUUUCCCGAUUGUAUUGUUUGGAAAAGCAACUGGAAGGUUUUGGUUGUGUAAGCUGAGAGCUGUGAUGCAUAUUGUGAUUGUACAUAUCAUACCUGUGUGGUUUCUCGCAGCGGCGCCCUCACUUGACACGGCGUUACAGAGAAGCAGGGAGAGGGAGGGGGCGCUGUUUCCUACAGACACAAAGAAGGACUGUUAUAAAGAAUGAACUGCAUAUUUAUUUUUUAAUUCCACAUUUAAAUUAUUUAUGCAACCUUUUGUAGUAAAUGAUAGCCAUUAUUGUCUUAUAGUACGAUAGAGAAAUGAAAUACUGUACAGAACAUGAAUAAAGUAAAGGAAGGUAUAUUUGAACGCGCUCGCCUUUUUGUUGUCUUACUUUAAAGCUUCUUUGUGCGGAGUUUGGCACCCCCUGUGGACAAAGGGGUCUUUGCUGAAUUUGCCCUGUAGAUGUGUGUUUCAUACUAUCGUUUGUUUUCUGUAAAAUCAGGAGAAAAAGCAAAAAGUUAAACUGAGUCCGACACCUACCCCCCUGUAGUCGUUCCUCACUCUAAAAAGGACGACAUAGAAAUAACCGCUCUUCUCCUUUAUGGUCUUAAUUACUUUUUUAGGUCAUAAAAAGACAUUGUUAUUAAUUUCACAACGAGCCGAAAACACCUCACAGGAGCUUUAACCGACUUAUGGAGCAGAAUCAACUUUAUAAAGAGGUUAUUAAAGCUCCUGUGAGGAAUCUCAACUCUGAGAAGUAAACAAGACCAUCAGGAACAAGACUGAUUAUUACUCUACAGUGAAUUUUUAAGGUUUUUAUGAUUUUGAGGAAAGUUGUUAAAAAAAAAAAGUUAAAACCUGCUUCACGAUUCGUAAACAGCUCAUAAAUACAGAUAAAGAACAAGCAGUUAACGUUUGUCGUUACAGGAACCAAUAUAUCAAUACAAUUACAAUUGAGUAAGGUCCAAUACUUUGAUGAUAAUUUAAGGCUACAAGCACUUCAGAAAAAAACACGGAAGUCUUCAGGUAUAGAGGUAUCACUUUGUCCACAGGGGGCGCCAAAGUCAAUGCAAACAAAGGACAUGUAUCUCUUUGUGUGUUUUCAUGGUUGAGAGAAAUCGCACCCUGAAUUAAGACUCGUUAAUGGUAACGAUGACGCACCGACACCUCAGGGUUUAUAAUCAUCGCAUCCGUUUGUCGUACAAUUUCAAAUAACAUUAUCUUGCGUUUCAAAAUGGCUUUUUUUAGUCUAUGCUAAUAAUGCAAACCAGUUUUAGCAAAUAACAGCGGAC